This is a messenger RNA of Grus americana (Whooping crane), 3717 nucleotides long. It is a transcript of the gene ST3GAL4, whose product is annotated as ST3 beta-galactoside alpha-2,3-sialyltransferase 4. The record is from RefSeq and is a predicted model, not a curated record. Gene Ontology annotation, molecular function: sialyltransferase activity. NCBI's taxonomy places the organism in Eukaryota, Metazoa, Chordata, Aves, Gruiformes, Gruidae. The coding region runs from base 1651 to 2997 and encodes 448 amino acids. The transcript is spliced from 13 exons. Gene Ontology annotation, biological process: glycolipid biosynthetic process.
GAGCUUUGCAGCAUCCCAGAGACAGGGCUCUUUUUUUUUUUUUUUUUUAUUUUAUUUUGGAGAAGGGGAGACCUGCCUGUGAAGACGUGGCAGGGCUUUUAACUCAUUUAUGCAGGGAUAACACUCAGCCCGGGGGUGCUGUGGAGGUGCGCUGCUCAGACAUCAAAGAGAGGGGCUUUUUGGGUCGCUUCUUCCAAGCGUGGGGAGCUGAAUCCGCCCGGGACUUUCCCCCCAGCUGCGGGGCUUGGCUGGGGAGGUGAUGCCCUGGACCAAACCCUGCCAUGAGAGGGGCGAGAGCCGAAUCUUGCCCCACGGGAGGGGGAUGCAGGAUCCUUUAGCAUCCCUCCCUCCAUCGGCUCUGUGAGGACAGGGGGGGAGUUCAGAUCUUCCCCGCUUUAAGCAGCCGCUCUGGUUUGGGUUGCAGAUCUGGUAGCACAAGGCAGGGUUUGGAGGGGGAGAAUUAAUUCCAAAAGCACCUUUGCCUGGGUGUGCUCUGUUUUGCUCCGCGUUCUCUGAACGCUUCACUAAAUAACGUUUGUUUUCCUCAGGGAUUAACAACUGUUUGUCUUAGAUAAGUUUUGCAUCAGGCCCAGCUUGUGCGUACAAGCCUGGGAAAAGAUCAUAAAGCCUUCAAAAAAAAAAAAAAAGAAAAAAAAAGCUGGUAUGUAAAAGCAAACACCGGGGGUGAGAGUGGAUUUUCCCAGUGUCUGAAGCUGGCAGGAGGGGCAAAGCGUGUUUGGUGGGAAGCUGGGCUGGGUGUUUUGGCACCCAAGAAGAGAGCUGGGGGCUGAAUUUGGUGCUGAACUCAGGUCCCGAUGCCUGGCAGCACCCCAGCCCUGGGCGAGCGGGGGUGCUCAGGCCCCCGAGGAGCAUCGCCGGCCUCUGGCUGUGGCCAGUUUUGCUAGGGGAAGAAAUACCAAAUGAGAAGACACAAGCUGUUUUUUACUUCCCCUAAUUUUAUUUUUUUCAAGCAAAUAUAAAGGGGCGAGACCCCCCCAGCUCCUCAUCCCUGUUUGUUCCAACCCUGGAAGACGCAAUCCUGGGUUUAAUCUUCCCGUUCCUUCCCAAGCCGGGAGCGACUCGCAGAGCCAGAAAUAGCGAUGGUGGAUGAGAGCCGGGGUGUAAAUCGGGGUGGGGGGGGGCAGCUUUUGCUUCCCCUUCCUGGGGUCCCCAGGCGAUGGCGGGGCCGAGCCCGGCAUGAUUCACCAGGAAGGGGUUUGAUGUCCGUGUUUUACGUCCGUGUUUUACGGAGGAGAAGUGGUUCGGGGGGGGACGACAUGGGUGCUUUCCCAGGGCACCACCUCACCGGUCCCCAUCCCUCUGCUUGGCUGUCAAACGGACGCAGUUUUGUUUGCUUUGUAUCCCGUCCCGUUGCUCGUAGCAUGGUUUAAUUGCCCUUAAUUCCCUUUUAAUUGCCCUUCCUGCCAUUUUUAAUUAAUUGCCCUUCCUGCCCUUUUUAAUUUUGGGAGCCGGUGAUGAGGAAGGGAAGAGCCUGGCUCUCGCGGGACCAGCUUUGGUCCCGUUCCUCCUCUUUCUUGAUAUGUUUUGCCCCAAAAGCUGCCGCUCUUGACUCAUUCUUGAUAUGGCCCUGUCAGGUGCCGGGUGCCGGGUUCAUCAACGGUGCUUCGUUAGGCAGGGUGGGGUGUUGAGAUGGGUGUCCCCCCGAACAAGACGUGGCUGAGCCGGAGCUGGGAGCAGCUCGGUUACGUGGUAGCAAAGCCAAGUCUAACUGAGCCGGGCUUAGAGGAGGAUUCAUCCUCAGGGAGCAAAGUCUCCCGUGUACUCCAAAACUUCUCCCACCCGGAGCGAGAGGUUUCGGAGAAAGAAAAAAGUCGCCCUGCUUCCCCAGCCGGCAUUGGUGCGUGCGUUAAGCUUGCGGCGUCCCCCUUUCCCCGGGCCGGGAUGGGUGAAUCGAAGGUGUUGGAGGUUCCCCAAGUGACCGGCGGCAGCCGCGAUGAGAGCUCCGGCCCUCGCCUGAUGCCUCUCCUGCUGAUAAAAAUGAUCAACAAGUCUCGAGGGAAGAUACUCGGGGUGCUGGCGCUGUUUCUGGUGAUGGUUUGGUACUCGAUCUACCGGGAAGACAGGUACAUACAGCUCUUUUAUUUCCCUGUGCAAGAAAACAAGACGAUGUGUCCCCUCGGGGAGGUGGAAAAGAAAGCGGCGCAGCUCAUCGGGAACUACACGAGGGACCACCCGCUCUUCUUGCAGCUGAAGGACUAUUUUUGGGUGAAGACGCCGUCGCUCUACGAGCUGCCCUAUGGCACGAAAGGAAGCGAAGACGUCCUCCUGCGUUUGCUGUCCAUCACCCACUACUCCCUGCCUGAGAGCAUCCAGAGCCUGAAGUGCCGGAGGUGCGCGGUGGUGGGCAACGGCCACCGGCUCCGCAACAGCUCCAUGGGGGAGACCAUCAACACGUACGACGUUGUGAUCAGGUUGAACAAUGCACCGGUCCAUGGUUACGAGCAGGAUGUGGGCUCCAAGACCACCAUGCGCCUCUUCUAUCCCGAGUCAGCCCACUUCAACCCCAGGACGGAGAACAACCCCGACACGUUGCUGGUGCUGGUGCCCUUCAAACCCAUGGACUUCCAGUGGAUGGAGGCCAUCCUCAACGACAAGAAGAGGGUGCGGAAAGGGUUUUGGAAACAGCCCCCGUUGAUCUGGGAUGCCAACCCCGAGCGAGUGCGCAUCCUCAACCCUUACUACAUGGAAGUAACUGCUGCUAAACUGCUCAACCUCCCCAUGAAGCAACCACGGAAGGUCAAACAGAAACCCACCACGGGGUUGUUGGCCAUCACCUUGGCGCUGCACUUCUGUGACCUGGUGCACAUCGCGGGCUUCGGCUACCCCGAUUCGGCCAACAAGAAGCAGACCAUUCACUACUAUGAGCAGAUCACGCUCAAAUCCAUGGCGGCGUCGGAGCACAACGUCUCGCACGAGGCCGUGGCCAUCAAGCGGAUGCUGGAGCUGGGACUGGUCAAGAACCUCACCUACUUCUGAGGGCACAGGGGCUGCGCAGGGACAGCGUCCCCCCCCACGUGGAGGGGGGAGCACGGCGCCGGCACGGCCGGAGCAGAGCGAGGGCAGAGCAUCCUCCUCGUCCUGGGACUCAUGGAGCGAGCAGGGAUGGGGCUUGGGGGGUCCGUGCUGGACCGCGGGUCCCCCCCCAGGGAGGGCGGUGGCUCUUGGGGGGCGCAGGGAGCCCCGUGGGGCCGUGGUGUCAUGGCCGGCGCCUUUUCCUACCGACACACUGAAGCUACCGAGGACCCGGAGGGGAUUUUUGGGGUGGGGGUCCUCCCUCCCAGCGGGCCUGGGGGGCAAAGGGGGGGCAGGAGCCCUUGCCCUGGGCUUUCUCUUUCCCUUAAUUCCUUUUGUUUGGACGAGGUCCCUGCUGAGGGGCUGAUUUUGGGGGUCCAGGAGCCCCCCCCAGGGAGCAGGAGCCUUUGGGGGCCCACGUUGCCUCCCUGCUGCCCUGUUCCCCCCACCCCAGUAUUUAAUUCCUCCCUUUUUUUUAAAGUUUUCUUUUUACUGGGCAGCCCCCUCCCAUGCCUUAGCGCUGGCGCGGGAGCUUGCCCCCACAGCCCCCCCCCCCCCCCAGCGGGGUCACCCCAGGGUGCCUGGCCUUGGGGUCUGCUGGGGCCCUUCGGAGGGGGGGCAUUUAAUUUAAUUAAUUUAAAAGCUUAUUUAUCGUGGAGCCUCCCCUGGGGCGUGUGUUGGGGA